UAAACACAUAUGUAGGUCGCUACAUUUACAGAUUAAACAACUUUGUGAAGAGUGGUACAGCCAAAUAGGAAGUACAGAAGAUAUACAAUUUUAGUAAGAACUAUAUAAUAUCGAAUACAUGCAUUAGCCAUGUACAUUCUUGAUUUAGUAAACAUUCCAGACUGGAUACUAGUGAUAGUGUGUCUCGUUGGUAUUAUCUGCACAUACACCAGGUAUAAACAGAGCUAUUUUAAAAGGUUGGGAAUACCUUUUAAACCACCUGCAUUUUUGAUCGGUGAUAUUCCAGAUAUCAUCAAAAAGGGAGUUUUUCAUUAUGUGGAUAUCGAACUUGCAAAGAAACAUGGAAAAGUGUUUGGACUCUAUACUGGAAAUAACCCAUCUCUUAUCAUAUGCGAUCCUGAAAUUAUAAAGCACAUCACAGUGAAGGACUUCGAGAACUUUACAAACAGAGCGGUAAGUUGCAAUCAUAUUCAACAAUUUUAAUCGCAUCCUCGGAAUCAGAAGAAAUAAGUAAAUAUAAAACCAUAUUUGAUAGGUAAAUAUUGAAUAAACUUUCCCAUUUUCUAAACAUAAUACACAUACAUUUAAAGAACAGAUUUGUGUAUUCAUUUGAAACAAUUUGCCGUGUAUCUAAACCAUGUGAAUAAGUUCUAAUCAAUUCCAAAAUAACGGAACACAAAAAUACAUAGGCUCGGUUUUGAAUGCCUGCAAAGAUAUUGCCAUUGAACCUAACUGAACAAUUAUAGAUCAACAAAUUUUGAGCAUACCAUAUCUAUAUCUACUAAUACAAUAACAAGCACUCAAUGGAAUACAAAAACGCCAUAAGACAAAAUCACAAACUACAUUAACAUGGUCGCGCCGUAAUCAAUAAGUGGACUGGUCAAUGAGUAAAACCGGAUGAUGAGCACCAAACCUUAA
Molecule: messenger RNA, 918 nt
Organism: Mya arenaria
Lineage: Eukaryota; Metazoa; Mollusca; Bivalvia; Myida; Myidae
Product: cytochrome P450 3A6-like
Exons: 4
Coding region: 130-483 (117 amino acids)
Molecular function (GO): oxidoreductase activity, acting on paired donors, with incorporation or reduction of molecular oxygen; monooxygenase activity; heme binding
Source: RefSeq, a predicted model, not a curated record